AUGUCGCGCAAGAGGCAAUUUGACAAUGCGCCCCAAGAAGCGCCUUCUGAUCCGGCAACGCGCAAGCGCCGUAGACAAUUCACCGAGGAAGAUGCAAAGCUGGCGAAGAUCUAUGAUGGCCUCGCCGAUGAAGCCAGAGACAUUCGUCUGGAUGCCGCAAAGGAACUCGUGCUGAAACUGUCGCCAGAAAAUGCUCCCUCCGCCGAGGUUGCCAACAAAGUCCUUGUACGACUAAUCAAAGGCUUAUGCAGCGGACGCAAAGCAGCUCGAUUUGGAUUCUUCAUAGCCCUUACGGAAGUGUUGCGCCAGCUCUACAGCCCAAAUGCCCCCGAGAUUUCUGGAUUGGAGCCAAACAUCCACGGUCUGGUCAAACUUGUCGCCGAGCUCACACAAGCUGAUGGCAAGGAGAAGAGAGAUCACCUCCUAGGCCGCGUUUUCGGGUACAAAGCGAUCAUUCAAUCCGACAUCCUCGUGCAACCGGCGUCCCCUAAAGAAUGCUGGGCGAACGUCCUCGAACAACUGUAUAAUUUGGCCAGGGAGAAAGGAUGGUUGCGCGAAGAGUGCGGGCUCAUUUUGUGCGAAGCUGUUCGGACUUUGGCCAAGGAGAAAAGUGACCGCAAGCUCGUACAGGACAUUGUGGAUGGAUUGUGCUCCAAUAACUUGGCAAAGACUCCGGAGGGUGUAGCAAUUUGGUUGACGGUGAGCUCGUUAUUCCCGAAAUUUGAGCUUCCCCAAAGCACAUGGCACAAGCAAGACCCGCUCUGCUCAAAAGAGCGGCAGACGCUAGCAAAUGUGAUGAGGGAGAACUUCGCCAACAGUUCAAGCGGAGCUGCGGAGAAUGGCAAGAAGGUCAAGGCCGGAACCUCUCAGCCGACCUUGAACUUUGCGUGGGAGAUUGUCAUAACAACUUUCAUGCAAAAGAAUGCCGAGAAAGAGUCAGACUUUUCCAAGUUCUGGACUGACCUUGUAGACAACAAUCUCUUUUCGGCAUCUGCCUCGCCGGAACAAAAGUCCAAAGGAUUCCAGCUUUUCUCAAAGAUGCUGUCGAGUGCGCCGACGUGGGCUCUCCCUGCAAUCUUCAGUCCAAACCUCAUGAGGUGCCUGAUAAACCAGCGCAACGAUGCCGAGAGAUACCUCCACAAUGCUGCAAAGGCUCCGCUAGAUGAAAUUCGCGCUCGGGUCAAGAAAUCUCCUGAUGCUGCUGCUCCUAUACUGGAAGGGCUUAUCACUAAGCAUGGCUCACUCAACUUUGAUCAGAUCACUAAGACCAAGACUGUUGAAGGCGCAUUGAGCCAAGCUAAUGACGCAGCCUUUGAGAAGCUUUUGCCGCUGUUCAAGCGCUUGAUUUACCGCCCUGAAGAAGAAGAUGAGAAGGUUGUAGAGUCCAGACGACGCACUGUCGCCGAUAUGCUGGUUUCUGCGGUUAGGAGUCGCAACAAGGAAAACCCUGUGGGCGACUCGGAGUCAUGGCUGCAGCAGCUCCUCGUCCUACUUACCGAGCUCGCAUACUUCACCCCUACCUCCUCCACGUCCCCAGACGAUUUGCCUCUGCCAUCCAUCUCGGAGGGCUCCAGAAGCGUGUUCCAAGGAAGGUUAUCAUCAUGCCUUGCGCAUCUUCUUACCACGAAGCUUGACAUUGAGAUGAAGUAUCCCUACGCCGUUGUGUCGGCCACUCGAUCUAAGGACAAGUCUUCAAAAUCUCUGUCGCUUGUUUUCAAAGCCGAUAAAGCAGUUUCAAAGGCUGUUAAACAAGCCCAUAAGCAGCUUGAGGAGAUCGCAACAAAGGAGGCUAAGACGAAAGAAAAAAAGAAGCCGGCCCUGCGAGCUUUCAAGUUGCUCUUCUCCUUGACCAUUCUCCAGGUCUACAACGGAGACGCCGAAGCCGUCGCCAUCCUCGAAGAACUCGAAACAUGUUACAAUUCGGCAUUCCAGAAAGGCGAGAAAGGCUCGGAUGCGUUCCAAAUGCUCAUUGAAGUUCUGCUUGGUUUCGCGGCAAAACCUUCAAUCCUUUUCCGGAAACUGUCAGAGCAGGUCUUUACCACAUUCGCCUCUGAGUUAUCUGCAGAGGGAUUGCAAUCCAUGAUUGAUAUUCUGAGCAAAAAGGAGAGCAUUGCUGGCCAGCAGGACCUCUUUGACCAAGACGCUAGCGAUGUCGAAGAGGUUGAAUCUGAGGAUGACGAUGUCGAGGAAGCUUCAGAUGUGGAGAUGCUUGAUGACGAUGCGGAGGGUGAGGGAGAAGAGUCUGAUGAGGAAGAGGAGGAUGAGUCGGAGUCGGGUGGAGAAGCGGAUCAGGAGGAGCUGGAGAAGUUUGAUGCGCUACUUGCUCAGACUCUCAAGACCUCCGCACCCAAUGGUGAGGGAGAAGAUGAAGAAGGGUCAGACGAGGACAUGGAUGAUGAAGAGAUGAUGGCUUUGGAGCCUCAAUUGGCGAAGAUCUUCAAGGAGAGACAGAAGACUUCGGGAAAGAAGAAGGAGAACAAGGAUGCCAAGGAGACGAUGAUUAACUUCAAGAACAGGGUCCUGGAUCUCCUUUUGAUCUACGUCAAGCAGCAACACAACAACAUCCUCGCCAUGGAUCUCAUACUUCCUCUGCUGGAGCUCAUCCGCUCAACUACAAGCAAGCAGAUUGCUGAGAAGAGCUUCAACUUGCUCAAGCAGUACUUUGACUCUGCCAAGAAGGGGCUGCCUACGCCAUCAGAGGACGCAGACGUUUGGGCGCUGCUGAAAGACGUCCACACUGAAGUGACAAAAGACGCUUCUAAGCUUCAUGCCGGAGCAUGCAGCAGAUCCAGUCUCUUUAUUGCCAAGGUGCUCAUCACCCUUGACGGGUCAAAUUACGAGAAGCUCGUGGACCUGUAUGCCGAGACGCAGAAGCAGUGGUACAAGGACCCGAAAUCGCAGGUACACCCUUCGUUCUUCAACGAGUGGAUGAACUGGUCGAUUGCCACGAAGAAGCAGAACAACCGGACAAGUGCUGAGAACAUCAUGGCUUGCAAGCACGUCGACGUCCCUGAGCUGCGAGCUCCAGGCCCCAACCAGUCUGUGUACCGCGAAGACUGUACGCAGUGCUUCGACUCAAUAGACGAGCCCAGUGGCCUGGACGUCUGCCUCUACUGUUUCAACGGUGGCUGUAAUGGCGAGCGCAACCACGGCCAUCUCCACUACCAAACCCGCAAACACCCCCUCGUCCUGAACAUCCGCCAGACCAAGAAGAAGGUGAAGCGCGAUGAACCUCCCCAGAAGAUGUCGAAACUGGCAAUUGCCGCCGAGACCGAAGCGGACCGUUACGAUACGACGACACAAGUCAAAUGCCAUGAGUGCGGCGUCGACGACGUGGACAAGACGGCUGGCAAAUUGCCACAGGUUGUCGAUGCUGUGCUCAAGGCCAACACAUUUGCGAGGCAGGAAGAGGUCAAGGCUUGGGAACAGGAGAUGAUUCCUUGCGAGCAUACGCUGUGCCUGGAGCAGGAUGCGCCGAAAAAGAUUGAGUCCCAGGAUCUUGGCCACUGCUCCAUGUGCGACCUCAAGGAGAACCUUUGGCUCUGCUUGACCUGUGGCAACCUUGGAUGUGGCCGCGCGCAGUAUGGUGGCAUUGGCGGGAACUCGCACGGCCUGGCCCACACGGACAAUACUAAGCACCCUGUGGCUGUGAAGCUCGGAUCCCUCACGGCCGAUGGCACAGCGGACAUUUAUUGUUACGCUUGUAACGAGGAGCGCGUGGACCCCGAGCUUACUGCGCAUCUUGCUCAUUGGGGUAUUGACAUUGCCGGUCGGGAGAAGACCGAGAAGAGCUUGACAGAGAUGCAGAUUGAGCAGAACUUGCGGUGGGAAUUCUCCAUGACCUCAGAAGAUGGCAAGGAGCUGAAACCCCUCUUCGGCGCUGGAUUUACGGGCCUGAAGAACCUCGGUAACAGCUGUUACCUGGCUAGUGUUCUACAGGCAUUGUUCGACAUGCCGGAGUUUAGGGAUCGUUAUUACCAUCCUAAUGAGGCCCCGCCGCAAGCAGAUUUCCCCGCCGAGGAUCUCGAGACACAACUUCGGAAGCUGGCUGACGGCUUACUUUCUGGAAGAUACUCGAAGCCUGACAGCGACGUCAUUGCGUCGGAGCAUUCACCAGAAGUACCUCACCAGAAAGGCUUGGCACCGGCAAUGCUCAAGCAUCUCAUUGGAAGAGGCCACCCGGAGUUUUCUACCAUGCGUCAGCAAGACUCUUUCGAACUUUUGCUUCACCUGUUGAAGUUGGUUACCCGGUCACAGCAUCCAGCCCCAUUGAAAGAUCCCGUGGACGCCUUCCGCUUUGCCAUGGAACAGAAGUUGCAAUGUCUGAAGUGCAAGAAGGUUCGCUACAGGACCGAUGAGAUGGAAAACAUUUCCAUUCCUGUACCCAUCAAAAGGAUUCCCAAGGAAGACAAGAUGGAAGUCACAGAUGCGCAAGGCAAGGAGAAGCCCAAGGAGGAGUUUGAACAUGUCACGCUGAAGGAGUGUCUUGACAUAUUCACCGCAUCUGAGGUGGUUGAGUUGACGUGCGCAUCUUGCGGUAGUAAGGAUGGCUUUGCGAAGCAGAGCUUGUUCAAGACUUUCCCUGAUAUCCUAGCAGUCAACGCCCGGCGCUUCGAGCUCGUCAACUGGGUCCCGACAAAGUUGGAUGUGCCGGUUGUUGUUAGUGAUGAGCCUUUCUCUUUUGAUGCUUACAAAUCUGCUGGCAUCCAGGAGGGCGAAGAGCUCCUUCCAGAAGAUGCAGAUGAGGGUGCGUCGAACAAGUUUGUUCCUAAUGAGGUUGCUUUGUCUAUGCUUCAGGAGAUGGGCUUUCCUCGUGUGCGCUGCGAAAAGGCGCUGCAUGCCACUGGUAAUGAGGAUCCCGAGGCUGCAUCUAACUGGCUGUUCUCUCAUAUGGACGACCCCGACAUUGAUGUUCCUGUCGACCUUGGCGGCUCCGGAAACACUACCAAGGGUGGAGCGACGGUGGUCGACGCUGGUCAAAUCGAAAUGAUGACGGCCAUGGGCUUCUCCGAGCCGCAAGCACGCCAGGCCCUGAAGGAGACGAACAACGACCCAGAACGUGCGGUUGAUUGGCUGUUCAACCACCCCGAAGCCACGGGCGACUUUGGUGACGACGCUGGCGCCGAGGCACCGGCAGAGCCCAAGGAAAAGACUAUCCCCGGUAGCGACAAGCUGCCAGCUAACUUCCAGCUGCAGUCGAUUGUGUGUCACAAGGGAAGCUCGAUCCACGCCGGGCACUACGUAGCGUUCGUCCGCAAGCAAGUGCCCGGCGAGGCGUCGGCGGCCUGGGUGCUCUUCAACGACGAAAAGGUCGCCAAGGCGUCUGACGUUGACGAGAUGAAGAAGUUCGCAUACGUUUACUUUUUCAGGCGGGUGUGA
Aplosporella prunicola CBS 121167 is the source of this 5379-nucleotide messenger RNA. RefSeq lists its product as uncharacterized. Gene Ontology annotation, biological process: protein deubiquitination; regulation of DNA-templated transcription. Gene Ontology annotation, cellular component: nucleolus. Gene Ontology annotation, molecular function: transcription factor binding; zinc ion binding; rDNA binding. The transcript is spliced from 8 exons. Lineage: Eukaryota; Fungi; Ascomycota; Dothideomycetes; Botryosphaeriales; Aplosporellaceae. The record is from RefSeq and is a predicted model, not a curated record. Bases 1 to 5379 code for a protein of 1792 amino acids.